AUGGAGGACAUAACUUCUUCAGUCCAAAGAAAAGGAAGUAAAAGUUAUCUCCCUAUCUUAGUAAUUUGUAUAGGUGCUAUAGUGACCACAUCUGUAGCACUCUCACUUCUCCAUAUAAUGUUGGUAAAAUACUGCAAUCAAAGAACACAAGCUGAUCUCUCUACUGAAUCUUCAACAACGAUUGGUCUAGACAAUCGCGUAGUCAAUACCAUUCCAAUUUUAUUUUACUCAUCGAAAACACGUGAUUUGUAUCGAAUCAACCAAGGUGAUCAAUGUGUCAUAUGCCUUGGACAACUUAACAAAGGGGACUUGAUCCGUUGGCUCCCUAAUUGUGGCCAUGUAUUUCAUGUUUCAUGCAUCGAUCAUUGGUUCCAUGACCAUAUUAAUUGUCCCAUUUGCCGUUCUCUAGUACGUUCUACGGCGUCUACUAGUGGCGGCGGUGGUGCUGGUGCUGGUGCUGGAUGUCGGCGUGGCCUUCCUAGGACAAGAUCAGGCGGUAGGCUAUGUCAUACGACGAAAAUGGUGAUUCCGAUUCAAAGAUUAGGGCCAAGAGAUUUGGCUAAGUUUGGUAUAAGGCGAUCAUUAUCUAUGGAUGAAUGUUGUGUCAUGAAUCAUGAUUGA
Messenger RNA from Spinacia oleracea (spinach), 621 nucleotides. Its product is annotated as putative RING-H2 finger protein ATL53. The record is from RefSeq and is a predicted model, not a curated record. Bases 1 to 621 code for a protein of 206 amino acids. The transcript has a single exon. Lineage: Eukaryota; Viridiplantae; Streptophyta; Magnoliopsida; Caryophyllales; Amaranthaceae.